Molecule: messenger RNA, 598 nt
Organism: Danio aesculapii
Lineage: Eukaryota; Metazoa; Chordata; Actinopteri; Cypriniformes; Danionidae
Gene: dpp7
Product: dipeptidyl-peptidase 7
Exons: 4
Coding region: 41-418 (125 amino acids)
Biological process (GO): proteolysis
Cellular component (GO): vesicle
Molecular function (GO): dipeptidyl-peptidase activity; serine-type exopeptidase activity
Source: RefSeq, a predicted model, not a curated record
AUCAUUUUUUCUUUGACUUUAGGCCUGCACUGAGAUUGAGAUGUGCUUUGAGAGCAACAAUGUGACAGACAUGUUUCCGGCCAUGCCGUUCACUGAGCAGCAGAGGGAGCAGUACUGCUCAAACAGAUGGGGAGUUGUGCCACGGCCAGGGUGGCUGAAGACACAGUUCUGGGGCAAUGAUCUCUCCACCGCAAGCAAUAUCAUCUUUUCCAAUGGUGAUCUUGAUCCUUGGGCUAAUGGAGGGAUCAGGAAGUCACUCAGUCCAUCGCUGAUUGCUAUUACCAUCCCGGAGGGAGCUCAUCAUCUGGAUUUAAGGGAGUCCAAUCCUGCUGAUCCAGAGUCUGUGAUUGUGGCUCGCAAGAAAGAAGCUGAAAUCAUUGCACAGUGGGUGAAGACAGCAAGGAGGGAGCCAUUAUGAGAUUAAGUUAUGUUCAAUUUAUUUCAGCAUUUGUAAACUUGUAAAAUAUUAAGGAAAUCCAUUUAUUGUCAAACAAAACAUUAUGUACAAGCUCACUCUUAAGUCUAAAUCAUCAUUUGCACAUUGCCAGUUGAGUUAUGUUCUUAAAUGUGUCAUUAAAAAGAGUAUUUACAACUAUAA